Messenger RNA from Aphidius gifuensis, 1819 nucleotides. RefSeq lists its product as uncharacterized. The record is from RefSeq and is a predicted model, not a curated record. The coding region runs from base 76 to 1272 and encodes 398 amino acids. The transcript has 5 exons. NCBI's taxonomy places the organism in Eukaryota, Metazoa, Arthropoda, Insecta, Hymenoptera, Braconidae.
AGGAACACCACCACUGAAUAAAGCAGAAUGGAGCGCGGGUCAGCGGCCGACUGUACAGGACUGUGAACAAGCAACAUGCAACUCGUCACUAAAUUAUCUCUAUUGUUGCAAUUAUUUGUCUCAAUACAUACUAUUGUUAUUUUGAUUUCUUGUCUCUCUGCCAAUGUCAAUUUAACAAGUGCAUCAUCAUUAAAACAUGAUGUUAGUCAAAAAGAAAGCAAAAAUAAUUUACCACUAAAUAUCAAUGAUGGCAAAAAUGAUGAUGAAGAUAUUAGCGAAGAAAAAUUAUGUAUUUCCUGUGAAUUGAUGACUGAUUCGCUAAACACCAUUAAAAUAUUGAUGAAUAAACUUGAAGAUGUUAGUAAAAAAUAUUGUUCAGCUACAUUUUCAGCAAUUGAAAAAAAAUCAUCAGAUACUAGAAGUCGUGGCUCAAGAGCAAUGACAAAUUUAGAAGACAAUGAUGAAGAACAAUAUCCACAAGUACGUUGGAAAAGUCCUGAUUUUAUGAGGGGUAAAAAUGGAGAUGUUAAUGAUCGUUAUAGACCACCAGGACAAGGUGGACAAGCUGGACAAGGUGGACGACCAGUACCACCACCACCACAAGCAUUACCAAUGCCAAGAUUUCCAACAAGAGGUCCAACAUUUGGACCACCAAGAGGUGGUAAUAGAAGAGGAUUGGUUCCAAUAAAAAAUAUUACAAAUCCAUUGGAAUUUUUAAAUUUAAAUGUCGAAAAAGAAGAACAAUCUGGACAUUGGAAAGGUCAAAAUUUUAUCAAAAGUACACAUGAUGGAAUUCGUGAUAUAUUACGUCCUGUAUCAUCAUUAUUACCAGUUGGGCUAGCUCCAUCAAUACCAUUGAUAACACAUAGAUCAUCAUUACCAUCAAGACAAUGGAAAGAUCCAACAACACAACAAGAAAAUAAUGAUAAACUUUCAUCAACAAAAUUUGAUAGUUUAUCACAAUUAUUAACAUUAAAUAAUUUAUUUCCACGUGAUGAACAGGAUAUUAUGAUUACUGAAAAUGAUGAUAUUCCAACUAUUGUUAUUCAUGAUGAAAAAGAACUGGAAAAUUAUAAAAAUGAAGACAUGGUUUUCUUUUUAUGUUCUAAAAUGAAAAAUUCAAGAAGACAUCUACAAACUGAUGAUUUAAAAAGUCGUCAUAAUAAACCAACUCGCAUUAAUAAAGCCAAAAAAAAUAAAGAAAAUACAAAAUUUCAUGAUGAUGAUACUAAUAUCAAUACAAAUAUAAAUUUAAAUAAUAUUAUGAAUUAAAAAAAUCUCAAAUAAAUUAAUUUUAAAAUUGUUUAACAAUUUUAAAAAAUAAAAAAAUUACAACAUAAUAAAUUAAUCAAUAUUAUAAAUAAUAAAUAAAAGCUAUAAAAAAAUAUGUAUUCAUUUUUUUUUUUUCUUUUCAGAAACACGUGUGAAUAAUUUAUGUCUUCAACUAAAAAUAAAAACAAAAUUUAUGUUUUAAUUUUCUCUACACACAUGGCCUAUAUUUUUAUAAUUAAAAAACAAUAAUAACAACAACAAUAACCAAUUAUAAAUCAAUUAAAUAAAAUAGUUAAAAAUCUAAUUCUCAUUAAAUAUUAAAUGAAUGACAUUAACGUCUCAUUCAUUUAUUAAUCGAUUCGUUUUAAUGUAAAUUUGUUUGAUUUCUCUUUCCUUUUCAUUUGAAAAAAAAAAAAAAACCAAAGUAAUAUGGUUUGUUAAUAUACAUUAAUAUUUUUUUUUUAUGCAUCGUAUAAAGAUUAAUUUUUGAAAACCUAUAUAUUGAUUGUUAAAUAAAUAAUCAUGUUUUAAAGCGUGAAGUAACUAA